Molecule: messenger RNA, 492 nt
Organism: Telopea speciosissima
Lineage: Eukaryota; Viridiplantae; Streptophyta; Magnoliopsida; Proteales; Proteaceae
Exons: 1
Coding region: 1-492 (163 amino acids)
Source: RefSeq, a predicted model, not a curated record
AUGGAGAAGAUUUUUGAUGUUAUGGAAUGCAUAGAUCCUCAAAAAGUUAUGUGUGCUACUUUCAUGUUGAGGGAGGAAGCUUAUAACUGGUGGAAGACUACCAAACAGAUUUUAGGAGCUGAGAACCCAGUAAUUACUUGGGCAAGGUUUGUAGAGGUUUUCUACAAGAACUACUUCCCUGAAAGCCUAAGGGAGAGAAAAGAAGUGGAAUUUUUACAUUUGACUGAAGGGUCAAACUCUGUGAUGACUUACAAAAAGAAAUUUGAAGAAUUGGCAUGGUUUGCACCAGACCACAUCGAUACUGAUGCCAAAAAGGCAAAGAUAUUUUUGAGAGGGUUAAAGCUCCAAUUGAAGGGAGCGAUCAUAGUACUGGAGUUGAGAUCAUAUAUUGAGGUACUACACAAAGCACUUAUCCUAGAGGAGAGUCUGAGGGACACCACUCAGGGCAAUACUAGCAAGGUACAAGGGAAGAGGUGUCAAACCUGCCCCUGA